Molecule: messenger RNA, 6931 nt
Organism: Psammomys obesus (fat sand rat)
Lineage: Eukaryota; Metazoa; Chordata; Mammalia; Rodentia; Muridae
Gene: Lto1
Product: LTO1 maturation factor of ABCE1
Exons: 6
Coding region: 216-734 (172 amino acids)
Source: RefSeq, a predicted model, not a curated record
UUGUCCUUUAAUUGCCGCACAUACGGCAGUAUUCAUGGACCUGCUGAUGGAUAUGUCGGGCAGGCCCCUUUGGAUGCCGAAAGUCCCCGGGGAGCGCUUGGGCGGGGCAGUGGCACAGGGUGUCUUGGCCUCUUCUUCGGGCCGGCUGCUCACUGUGGGUGGGAACCUCACUUGGUGACUACUCGAGCCCUACUUAGGGAAUGGGUUCCUGAUGGAUGUGGAGGCGCAGACGCUCCCCAGGUCCCCCACGUGCCAAGUGGGGAGCUAGUCACUGCCUCACAGGGCCUUCCAGAACCUUCUUUCCACGGUCGUGUCACACACCUGUAAUCUCAGCGUUCAAGAGAUGGAGGCAGAGUUGCUUGAGUUGGAGAUUCCAUGGGGAGGGAUAUGAGGAAGGCUAUGAAGAAGGCAGUAGCUUGGGAAUCCUUGAAGGAAGGCAGUAUGGCACGGUGCACGGAGCCAAGAUUGGAUCUGAGAUUGGGUGCUACCGGGGUUUUGCUCUUGCAUGGAAAUGUCUCCUACAUGGUGGCGCUGGUGACAAAGACAGCAGGAAGAUGAAGGUGGUGGAGGCACUGAUCACCCUGCUGCAGCACUUCCCCUAUGAUGAUCCCACUUACGAGAAGCUCCAUGAAGACCUGGACAGAAUCAGAGGGAAGUUCCGGCAGCUGUGCUCACUGCUCAACGUGCAGCCAGACUUCAAGGUGAGCACAGGAGGCUCUGGACUUGCAUUCUGAGGACUCAUAGAAGAGCACUGAACAUCAAGAGUGAUUAAAGGCGAACCUGACGCACCCAUUGUUCUGUGGAAGGACCAGUUUGGCCUCUUCCCUGGGGCUCUGCUGGGGUGGUUUGCAGAGGUCUGACCUCCCUGCCUUCUGCACAGUGGCAGUACACUCAAGAGACUGCUUGCCACUGGCCAGAGUGAGUGGCUUUGUCAUUCCAGAGGUCUUGGGUAGGGUCACUCUGAAGGUGGGACUUAGAGAGAGGCAGGCUGAUGUGAAGUUGGCUAAUGGGAAGCUAUGGCAGGUUCUUUGCUGUCCACUGAGCCUCUGCUGGCCACACCUGGGCUUCCUGUGUCUCACUCCAUCCCUCUGGCAGCCCCAGAGGUGAAUAUAUUCUGGAUUAAGAGAUGAUGAAAUAGAACCAUUUAGUCUAAGGGUCUGGCAGCAGAGCUGGCUGCCAUGCCAGAUCUGUGACCAAAAAUGCCACAUGGUGCCUCUGCCUCCAGCAUGGGCCCUCAUUGCAGUGUGCACAGAUUCCUGCAGUGUGCACAGGACUUGGGCUCCAUUGGACUUGGUUUGCCUCUGGAUGCCCAGCUGAGAACACAGGGCCAGCCUGCUCCCAAGGAGCAGCUGAGGCAUGGCCUUCAUGCUGCCCCCAAACAGGUGUGGGAUGAGCUCUAAACGCUAAGAAGUGACAAUAGAACCAGGUGGUGGUACUGCACAACUUUAAUCCCAGCACUCAGGAGGCAGAAGCAGGCAGAUCUAUGAGUUUGAGGCCAGCUUGGUCUAUAGAGUGAGUUCCAGGACAGCCAGGGCUAUACAGAGAAACCAUGCCUCAAAAACAAACAAAAAGUGGCAGUGGGGGAGCUACUGGGAACCAAAGCAGGGCUAGAGAGUGGUCGCCACUGUGAGCGUCUAGGGUCUUGCCUGGCUGACACUACUUCCUUUUACAGCGGCUUGUGUGUCUUUUAUGGCAUUUACAGGCAGGUGUAAGGUGAGCUGGCAGGGGAGGACAGGUGUGGACACACAUGACAGCAGGUGUUGCUACGCCCUCUUGGGUGGCCGCAUUGUGCCCUGGCUGUCCCUACUUCAGUUCCAGAGCAUGAUGUGAAGAGGUCACUGUGGAUGCAUGCCACGUGGAGUUUGGGGUUAUUAUUAUUAUUAUUAUUAUUAAUUUUAAAUUUUAGAGACAUUCUCAGGAAGCUGUCCUCAAAGGGUGAUCCUCCUGCCCCAGCCUUCUGAGUGCUGGGGUCUCAGGCCUGUGGCCCUAGGACACUGUUUUUAACAUCAUUUCACAGCAUCUUUGUACAGCUGGAGCCCUUUCCUCUGUCCAUCAGUCCAGCCGAGCCAGAGGGAGGAAUGGUGCUGGUGCCUGAGGGUCACGGCAUCAAGCAUCUGGCUUCCUGAGCCUGGUGGUGGCCUCUCAGAUGUCUAGCACCAUUCUUCCAGCUGCUCCCAGGAUCAGGUGCUCUUCAGUGUGCUUCUCUGGGUACUGAGCUCACAGGGCUGUGGCUGCUGUUUUGAUCAUAUUUUACUUUUCUAUUUGGAGAAAAGAAUAAAUAGGGCAUUUUAAAGGAAUAGUCUGUCUGGGAUCUUUUGUACUGACAGCUGCUGCAGUCCUCCAGUAAGUGUCAAGAUGGUGAGGUAUCAAGGUGUGGGUGUGCUGUGCUUGUCGCAUCCUGCUUGGAUUUGAUUCCACAGGUAGCAGUCACUGCUUCCUCUCCUCUCUUGCCUGCUCACCUCCUUAACUCCCUUCGUCUCUCCCUCCUAUUCCCCUCAUGUAGUGCACAUCAGGUGUCAGAGCUCCUGCCCAUCAGCAGAGCCGUAGCCGCCUGCCUGAUACCAUCCAUGCUCCUCUACAAGCCUUGACCUCUGCCCACCUGACCUUUUCUCAAGGUCCCCAUCUAGUCCUCCGGGUGCUUUGAUAACCCCAAAAGGUCUUCUGAUUACAGAAUAGACAGAGUGGCCAGGACCAUCUUCUAUGUGGGUAUGUCCCCUCAUCCCACCACUGAGACAGUUGUCUGCUGUGAAAGGUGACACAGUCAUGAGAAGGGUGCUGCCGCCUUUGGAUGCCGUACCAUGAAAAUGACACUUGGAGCUAUCAUAGGCAACUAUAGGGAGCUGUGCUGAAGCCUCACCUGAAGGUGGCGGUCAGGCACCAGUGGAACCUGUGUCCUUGCUAUCACCUCCGAGAUGCUGGCCAGUCCCCUGCCUUCUCAGACCAUGUCCUGUGAGCUAUAAGUGUCCCCACUGGCAGACUGUUUUCUGUCACCCAUCUUCCCUGUUCUGGGUGGCUCUGACAGAGUGACCUACCUAUGACUUCAGCUUUGAUGUCAUCCCGUAUGAUCAUCACUUGAUCACAUGCUGGAAGCGAGGGGUCUGAGGCAGAGGUGUCUGGGCUAGCUCCUUCCAUGUCUUUCUUCUCAGCUUGCUGCCUGCAUGACAGCUUGACAGUAUUAGAAUCACCUAGGAGACACACCUGUAGGCAACACUGUGGAGGCUUAGCUGAGGAGGGAACACCCACCUUGAAUGUGCUGUGUCUCAUGAACUGGGAUCCUGGACUGAAAAGGGAGAAAGCAGGCUGAACACCAGCGUUGCUGUCUCCCUGCUCCCUGACUGAGGGUACGAUAUGGCUGUGGGCCUCGGUCUCCUGUUGCCAUGCCUCUCACCAUGAUAACUGCCACCUUGUAAACUGUGGACAGAAUACCCCCCCAUCCCUUAUCUUGCUUUUUUCCUAACGUUUUGUCACAGCAGUGAGAAAAGUAGUUCAGCAGGGCCUCAGGCCUCCAGAGACACUGUGUGACCCCUAACAGACAAGCCUGUCUGUAGCUGUGGGACUGAGUUCACCCUGAGGCUAAAUACAGAAGGAAAUUUUGUGCAAAGCCAGUGUUAGUAAGGAUUUUUUUUUAAUAUAGAGAUUAUUGCUGGGUGGUGUCAGCCCAUGCCUUUAAUCUCAGCACUCAGGAGGUAAAGGCAGGGGAUCUCUGAAUUUGAGGCCAACCUGGUCUACAGAGAGGUUUCAGGACAGCCAGGACUACACAGAGAAACCCUGUUUUGAAAAACCUAUCUACACACACACUCUCUCUCUAUAUAUAUUGUAUUUUAUGUGUAUGAGGUUUUUAUUUCCGCCACAUGGGGGCAGUGCCUGCAGACAUUAGAAGAGCGCGUCAGGUCCCUUAGAACUGGAGAUAGUACGGUUGUGAGCCACCAUGUGGUGCCUAGGACUGAAGCUGGGGCCCCUGCAAGAGAAGCACUCUUAACUACCUGCCCCUCUCCCCAGCCCUGCUGGUAGUGAAGUCUGGGUUUGUAGAAUUACAGUGUGAGACCAAACACCCCAGAAGCUCUGGCUGAAGCUUGCUCUCAGCUGCACAGUGGCUAAAUGGAGCGACCCACACCCUAGAGACCACAGCUCAUUUCCUCUUUAUUUUGUAUCCAUCCCGAGCCUUUUCCUCCUCUACCUCAAAGUAAGAGGAGGAGGAGGAGGCUGGAAGUUCUGUUUGCCAAGUCCUGACUUUCCUCAUGCCAGUUAAGUCUACAUCUGCAAGACUGCAGAGAGCUCGGGCUGGUGGGGUGACUGCCGGUGGUCGCCAUGAGGACCAGUUCCAGGCUGGACGAAGCACAGCGGGGUGGGAGGAGUUUGUGCCACCUGCUCCAGCCUCGUUUCUUGCUCAUCUGAGCCUGUGGCAGGUCUUCCAUCUAGCAGAUCCAGGAAAACACGGAUUUAUAAAGAAGAAAUCUGUGUCAGAAGGAACAGUGCCUGAAAGGGGUGUCAGAUGUCCCAGGCCCUAUGUGGGCUCUUUCGUGAUAGAUGCCACCUUCUGGGACCCCAGAGGUAGGGGAACACUCAGCUGCCUGAGGAGGUGACUCGGAUGCUUCCUGGAAGGGAGGCUCCCAGGUCAGCUUUGGGGUUCAGCCUGGAGAUGCCCAAAGUGUACUGCCUAGCGGGAUCACCCCACUGUCCGUGACUGUUCCCAGCUUUAUGAACAGGAAUUAGUGUUUAUGUCAGGAAACUGAAGUCACAGGCUGACAGAGAAAAUGAGGUGGUGGGGGAUACCCCACCAGGAGCCAGCCCCCAAAGGUCAGCAGCCAGUGGCUCUGUGUUGUAGCUCACUCCACCACCCUCUUACGACAGCGUAGAGAUGUAGGGUAGGUCUCUGUAGUCACAGAGAUAACCACAUCUAUGGGCGUUGUAAGGGAGAUGACACCCCUUAGGAGGCAGGGUGUGCCCCAGGAUUCCAGCCAUCGCUUCUGCUGGCUGUCCCCAGCAGCAGAGAGCUUAGGAAGUAGAAGGCUGACUGGAAGAGGGGCUCCAACAUGCAGCUCCCAUGAGAUCGUCUUUGUAAAUGGGGCUUUGUGAUGAUGCAGCCGUUUGGAGGUCCCCAUGCUCCCAUAACUCACACCUCUAAACUCAUUGGUUCACCGAGACAGACUUUGGCAGAAUUGCACCUUGGUCUGUCAUCGGGCCCCAUCUCGGGUUUGCUUCACAUCUCCCAAGAGUUAAGGUGACCUCGGGUUAGUGUUCCAGCGGAACGGAAGUCAUUUCCUGCCUUUCUGUGAUCAGCUUCCCAGGGAUGCUUUCCACAAGGCCCUGCCCAACCCUGGGUUGCAGAGCUGGAGUGCCUGCCCCCAUUUUCCCAGCUAUUGCCAGUGGGUUUGUACCCCUGAAACCAGAGCUUCUGAACCCGAGAGCUCAGAGACCUGCUACUAACUAAAGGAGUCUACUUUGGAAUAGGGUCUUAGCCAGCUUGUUCAGCUAGGAGUUUGCUUGUGGUUGAACUUGAGCAGGAAAGGCCUACUCAAGCAUGGCUGGGCCUUUCAUACUUACUAUUAGCUUGAAAGGUUGGGAAGCAAGUGGCUUUAAAAAAAAGGGGGGAAAGGGGACCCUGAGGAGGAGGUCAUGAGAAGCUGCAGCAUUCAGACCUAAGGCGGCUUGCAAACAGAAGGAGUGACAUUAAGGCUUGCCAGGAACCACCAGACAUACACAGCUUUACCCUUUUGCCCCCUGAACAGAGCCCCUGCUGUCUAAACCAUGUCAUUUAUCAUUUGUCAGGGCAAAUGAUACCAACACCAACACCAGUUCCCUCUCCCUGUCAGAGUUGUCCUUUCUCUAUUUCUAGGGUAAAGGAGCUGGACACACAGUCCAGACCCAGCCUGACACUUAGAGCUCCUUCCUGAGAGAUUGACUUAGCUUCCCUAGUCCGCCGCCUCUGCUGGCAGGUGGCAGGAGUGCCACACACGCUUUAGGGAGCAACCAGGAGGCCCUGUCUUGGGUUUCAUGGCUCUGCAUGGGAGUGACGGGGAGGGGUCUGCUAGAGGCAGCUGCCCCACCUCCCCUGAUGUCAGUGUGCACAGCCUUGCCUGCUACUGGGGAGAGAGCUGAUGGUCUCUACACCUUGGUGCGGUCCUCUGCAGCUCUGGGAUGCACACAGGUCCCUGGAAGAGGGACCUGGCUGAGAUCAGAGGCCUCUCCAGGUCUUCCCUGCUUGCUGUGCAUAAGGCAGGGGUAAUCUCGUGCCCAGCUUCUUAAACCAGGGGUCCCAAUUCUGUGUAGGGUCAGCAAAACCCAAUGUAGGGGUCACAAAAAAAAAAUGAGAACAGGAAAAGAUUUCUGAACAUUCAGUGAGUAAGAAGUUAAUUUAAGCAAUCAUAUGUAUUUGUCACGGUGACACAUACCUUUAAUCCCAGCACCCAGGAACAGGCAGAUACAUCUCUGUGAGUUUGAGGCCAACCUGGUCUACGUAGUAAUUUCCAGGCACUCAAAGCUACCUAGUGAGAUCCUGUCUAAAAACAAAACCAUAUCAGAUGUUUACUGGAGUGAAUCUAGGGGUGUUUCUCGAAACACUCAGCCCUGUGGAAGCCCAUGACUUCGCUGCAGCCUCACUUUUGCUGUACCGCAGGAGGUCAUUCCAUCUUCACCAGUGCGUACCGCCUGAAACACCUUAAACUUGGAGUCAGAGACACCAUGGUUUCCUUCUGGCAAACCAAGGCUUCUAAAGUGCUGUGCUCUCAGGCCUCACCGUGCAUCAGAUUGGCAUGACUGUGGAUUGCGUUGUAUUAGAAUGUCUGAUUUUUUUAAAUUAUUGACUUUAUUUUCGUUAAAAAAAAAUUAUUCAGCUCUGUUCUUCCUGGUCCCAGCUUCUCUCUGCCUGUCUCCCUGGGGGCAAUCCUCCUUCUCUCUCUCUUCCCUCCCCCUUUCUACAAUAAAUCUUAUA